Molecule: messenger RNA, 11120 nt
Organism: Equus quagga
Lineage: Eukaryota; Metazoa; Chordata; Mammalia; Perissodactyla; Equidae
Gene: AJAP1
Product: adherens junctions associated protein 1
Exons: 6
Coding region: 115-1344 (409 amino acids)
Cellular component (GO): adherens junction; cytoplasmic side of plasma membrane; cell-cell contact zone
Molecular function (GO): beta-catenin binding
Source: RefSeq, a predicted model, not a curated record
GCGGCGGACCGAGAGCCAGAGACCGGCGCCGCGGGACGGAAGCGAGCGGGCGCGGGCGCCGCGCAGAUGGCCGGGGCGAGCAAGGUCUGAGGCUCCGCUCCCCGAAACGUGACCAUGUGGAUUCAACAGCUUUUAGGACUCAGUUCCAUGUGCAUCCGCUGGCCGGGCUGCUCCCUCGGAAGCCAUGCUUGGAUACUGAUAGCCAUGUUUCAGCUCGCCAUGGAUCUGCCCACGUGUGAGUCCCUGGGCCCCGGCCCCGAGUUCCGGCUCCUGCCGCGGCCGCCGCACCGGCCCCUCCGCCUGUGGAGUUUUAAAAGUGGACAGCCAGCCCGGGUCCCCGUGCCGGCGUGGAGCCCCCGGCCGCCCCGCGUGGAGCGCGGUCACGGGCAGCUGCAGAGCCCCCGCGCCAAGCGGGCGCACAGACCCAGGGAACAGGUGGCCACCCUGGUGCCCAAAGGGGGGCUCACCAAGCCCCCAGCUGCUGCAAAAUCCAGCCCUGCCCUCAGCUCCUCCUCCUCGUCGGCAGCGUCCCCGGCAGGCAGUGGGGCCACCACGGACCAGCAGGCCCUCCUGCGGAGGGGGAAGAGGCACCUGCAGGGGCCUGGGGUCAACAGCUUCGACUUCCGAGGCAGCAGGCCCACCACAGAGACGGAGUUCAUUGCCUGGGGGCCCACGGGGGAGGAGGAGGCCCUAGAAUCCAACACAUUUCCGGGGUUUUACGGCCCCACCACCGUCUCCACCUUCCAAACACGGAAGACAACUGUGGCCACCACGACCACCACCACCACGGCCACCACGGCCACUUCCAUGACACUGCAGACUAAGGGGGUCACCGAGCCCCUGGACCCCAGGAAUAGGAUCCCAGUUGGGUUUAGCACAACGGAGCCUUCCACCAGUCCCAGCAAAGACAAGCCCCCGCGGAUUCUGGGGGAGACCUCAGGUUUGGCUGUCCAUCAGAUUAUCACCAUCACCGUCUCCCUCAUCAUGGUCAUAGCUGCCCUGAUUACAACUCUUGUCUUAAAAAACUGCUGUGCCCAAAGCGGGAACACUCGUAGGAACAGCCACCAGCGGAAAAUCAACCAGCAGGAGGAAAGCUGCCAGAACCUGACGGACUUCACCCCCGCCCGGGUGCCCAGCAGCCUGGACAUCUUCACGGCCUAUAACGAGACCCUGCAGUGCUCGCACGAGUGUGUCCGGGCAUCCGUGCCCGUGUACACCGACGAGACGCUGCACCCAACGGGGGAGUACAAAUCCACGUUUAACGGGAACCGACCCUCUUCUUCUGAUCGGCAUCUUAUUCCUGUGGCCUUUGUGUCUGAGAAAUGGUUUGAGAUCUCCUGCUGACUGGCCGAAGUCUUUUUUACCUCCUGGGGCAGGGCAGACGCCAUGUGUCUAUUUUAUGGAUUCCGUUGGUGAACCUGUAAAAAAAUAAAAUAAAAAAAUAAAAACACAAAACCUAAAACUAAACUAUCUAAGGGGAGGGUCCCCGCACCUACCACUUCUGUUUGCCGGUGGGGAACUGACAGAGCAGGACGCUAUAGGCCAAAUAUAUUUUUAUAAAAAUGCUCAUGCCUAUGGGGCACUGCCUUCUCCCGAGUUUUCUUUGGAGAACAGAACCAAGAAAUGCAAGAACGGACCUGGAGACGGAGAGGAGAGAAGACCAAGCGAAAGGACGGAAGGAAGCACCUGCAGCCUGGGGUUUGUCCUCCGACUCUGAACCUGUGCCAAUAAUACCAUUAUGUGCCAUGUACUGACCGAAAGACUUGGUGACAGCAGAAGCCAAGCGAACCACGCGUAGAAACUCACAGAAAACAGGGGUGGGAAUCUCUUCCGAUAGAGUCUCUAUUUCUGGUUAAUAUAUAUAUAUAUAAAUAUAUAAAUACACACAGACACACACACACACUUUUUUUGUACUGUAGCAAUUUUUGAAGAUCUUCAAUGUUCCUUUUUAAAAAAAUCUGUUGUCGGUUACAAAAUCUGAUUUAUUUAACAUGCUUAGUACGAACAGAAUAAACUGGUGUUUUCUACUUUGGCAGUUCACACACCACACACGCACACAAACCCACACACACAGACACAUACACGCAUAGAUAUGCAUAUAUUGGAAAUGCAGUUCCACGAGUGAGCAUAUUCUUUCCGGUAACCUGGUAUCCCAUUGCCAUCCAUCCUGGGGAACAGCCUCAACCCAUGCAAAGAGACCCUUAAAUGACAUGUCCUGUGUCUGCUAGGUACUUGGUGAGUGGCGACAGAUGGGCGCUUUAUUACUUGGUCCAGAAUUAAGAAUGCCAUGGUUUUGUAUACAUACCUAUAUAUAUAUAUAUAUACACACACACAUAUAUAUAUACACACACACAUAAAUAUGAUCUUUUUCACUUAAUUGUUUGAAGAAGCUGUCUAACAGCCAUGCGCACAUUUACGUAGCUGGCUGCUUACAUAGGGGCCCGAGCCUCAGAUUGGGUGGGUGGUGGAUUCUUGGCCAUCUUUGUGUUAUACAAGCAUAGACCGAAUUAAAGAAAUUUUCCAGCUUCAAAAAUUAAAGAAAUAUAUCCUUAUAAUGUGUGUGUGUAUGUCAGAGCAGAACUCAGAAAUUUACGAGGGUCUGAGUUUAUUUGAAAAUGAGACAAAAUUCCAUGUGCAAAGGACCCACCUGCUCCCACGUGAUCCAUGCCUUAGCAUGAUCUGCGUUUCUUUCCCACACCUUGGUGGACAGAGGUUGCCCACUCUUUCUUGAGCCGGAGAGUGACUUUGAAUCUUGGGGGAGACUGUAGCAAAGAUGCUGUCUCUUGUCGGCUCCCAUUGGGCGACGUUUGUGUUUUGACAUCAAGAAUCCUACUUAGGAACUUUCCAUUGGAAAUUUGGGCUCCAGACCAGAGCCUCCUUACAGAGAAUCCCAACCACACACACUUCCUUAAAAGCACUGCCAUGUUCAGGCGAGGUGACUGCCUCACAAGCCCCACGCACGCAGGCGCCCUGGUGCCCCAUCAAGCUGUCAGUAGAGGGUGCUGUAAGGGAUGAGAGGGUCCACCCACCGGAGGCUCUCACGCUUCCCCAUUAGAGAGCAGGGUGUGUCCUCCUCAUGUGGACCCCAGAUCAGGUUCGCAUGGCCUGUCUCUUAUCAAUGGCCCACCUGCGACUUUGGUUUCAUCAGUAGGGUAUGUGAGCCGGUCUGGUGGAAUGCCUGCAGACCAGGUUCAAAGGUUAAAGAUCAGGCGAACAGCUAACCUUGCGCCCACUUAACCUUGUUUCCACUUGUUGGCCGGGCUGGUGACAUCCUGAUUUUUCCACUGGGCUCAGUCUCCCUCUGCAACACCUUAAAAUGUGCUUGAAAAGUUCACUUUGCUCCUCUUGAAAGAUGGGAGAGGGAAGCGAUGUCAGUGAAGGGAAAACAAGUGUUUUUGUAACACCAUAGUGUUCAGGUCUGUUUUCAUGGCAUUGCUCGUGAAGUAGGAAAGUUGUGUUUUUUGGUUUUGGUUUUGUCGUUUUCCCCCAAAGCUUCAGCACAUACGGAGACACCACAAACAUCUGCCACCGGUGCAUGAUCAUCUCCAGGUUCCUGGGAUCAUCUGUGUGCCGCUUGAUCUUGCACCUCUUUGUCCGUCAUUCAGCUCUUCCAUCUCAUUACCUUCAAGUCACGCUCCGGCUGGAGGCUGGCGCUGGCGCCUUCCUGACUCAGGUGAGCACAGCUCCAUGUCACUGUCACCAAGGCGAGGCUGUCAGCAUCCGUCAGGGCCGUGGAAGCUGCUCUGCUCUCUGACACGCUGAGCUCCAGCGAGCCCAGCCAGGAAGGAGGUGAUGACAGGGGGCCUGUUCAUUCUCCAACGGUGGGAACCCAGGAUUCCCCAUGGGGCCACAGUUUGGUGUCCACCACGUCACCUCUGACUGCAGCUCAGCCGCUUCCCAGGACCUCGGGCUGUUCUCUGGAUGCCCGAACUCAUUCCAGAGUGCCAUGUGACUCCGAGCUUUGGAAGGAAGCUUGCAAUAACAAAGCCCCCCGCCCCCAGACACAGGCACACACAGCCCCUUGGGCACAUGCUCAGGGCAGGGCCAGGAUACGCACGAGUACAACCUCCAGACAAGCCAGCACCUGCACGUCCCCACCAGGAAGUCUAGUUCUGUAGUGACGUUUGUGAAAACAAACCCACUUGGGGAAGGCUGCCAUUUUAUGAUGAUGGAGCGAGUGUGCGUAGAGAUGGUUUAUUUGAUUUUUUAAAUGGUUACCUGGAAACAUCAUCUCUGUACAAAGAGAUAAUAAAUGAAAGUGAGCAGGCUUACAAAAUCCAGCUCCACCCACAGUAAAGUCUACAAAACAACACAGCAUAGUUUUUUCUGAAUCAGGCCCUAUGUACACAUGUCCAAACAUUUUGUGAGUCGGUGUCUGAUGAGUGUGGCCCGGCCAUCCUUUUGCAGCCUUGGGGCAAUGUUCUGGGUUGGUCGCUGUUCUCUCUUCUCGUCUUUCUAGAUUUCAGGUCCAUCAGCAACCCCGCAGUGUUCCAUCCAUCACAAAGGCUAUAUCUUCUUAGCCCCCAGGGCUCGGUCCUUACUUUUGCUUUUUUCCCAAAGAAAGGUACUCAGAGGAAGGGCGAUGGGCUUUGAUAAGGUCCCCAAAUUAUUGUCCACCUCCAUCUCAUCCCUUCAGUGACUCCCUGAGAUCUCACAGUCACGGGCCCCCGGGCAGCGCAUGAACCACUAUCCGUUGCCUACCAUUAGACUCUUAAAGCUUCCAAAACAGCUGGGCUUGGCUUUUGGGGACAAGUCAACUUCUAGGCUUAAUCACUUCUAAUCUUCAUGUGUUUGAUGUCAUUUUUAUCAGGUUGAAGUAAUGGGUAUGAUGAGUUUUGUUUAUAAGUUCUGAGUACUAAGGGAAAGAUGCUGCAGGCGUGGCCAGGAAAGCUUCCUGGCCAUUUCCCUCCGGGCUCAGAUUCCAGCAUGGUCCAAGGCAAAGCCAGGCUGUGUGGCACCGAGUCUUCCUUCUCAGCUCCAGUCUGCUCAUGCACAGUGUGGAAGUUGAGGGACCCCAGGGCGUGUCAGAAGGUUGUUAGUGUUCAGAGGUAGUGUCCCUCUUGCACAGAAAGGAGAGACGACUCAGGAGGCCAUCAUUUCUGCCAAGUGUGUCUGGUCCCUCCCAAUCUUGAGUUUGGGUCGACUUCUCAUGCUGCAUUCAACUCCCAGAAAUUCAUCUCAGUCCUUCAUGGAGCAUUUUAAAUUUAGAAACCUGGACUCAUCUGCAAAUCCUACCAGCUCUCUGAAUUGGACGUCCAAGAAUUCAGUGAUUACUUCAGUCAUCUUGCAGUCGCAAGCACUCUCUCUUCUCACAAAUGCAUUGCUCUUUCUCAGCCACAUUUCAACAUCAGGCAGAAGCUUCCUUACAGGUUUUGGUCUUCAGGAAUUUGGUGCGUGGAUAUCUGCUCCCAUCUGUCACAGAAUGAAGUGAACACAUCAGAGAAUUGACCCCUUUGCCUUGUACAGUGUCUGUUUGACUCUAUUGCCCAUGGAGAUGUUCCAUCUCUUUUGCUUUUUCUCCCAGAUGAUCCAGUAUCUGAAUCCCAGGUUCUUGGAGACCAGAUGAGGAACCAGGGCUGAGGUUCAGAGCGGGGCCCAGCAGCCCUUUCACGGUCAGGCUGGAGCCUCCCAUGGCUGUCAUUUCAAAAUGGUGUCAGUACACACCGUUUCUUUGUCUAUAUAUGGCACUGCCACCCUCUUUCAGCAGGGAGAUCUCAGCAAACAUGUGUCGAUACUCUGCUGGGCUGUCUUUGCCCCUCUCUUCCAUGGAGUCAUCCCGAAAGUCACCAUGCAAAAAGAUACUGAGAUUCCUGAGUUCCGUCAAGAUUCCAGGGCCAUUUUGUUUCGGCAUGUGAGUUCUUUAAGAAGACACUACUCACAUAUGCAAUUAGAAGAGAAACAGCUCUUCCUGGAUCCCCAUAACUAGCUGAGCAUUUAUCCAUCUGCUUAGUCAACAAAGACUUGUUGAACUUCUCCAUGUUAGUGAUACAGUGAGGAACAAGACAGACACAGUCCUGCCUUCAUGUGUUUUACUCUACUCUGAGAGGAGGCAGAUAAUUAAUUAACCUAAAAGCAAACGAAAUGAUUUCCAGAGACAGUGAUAAGAGAUAGGAAGGGAACAGAGCAGAGUGACAGGAGAGAGAGAGAAGAGGGAGUUGUCUGUGUCUCUUUGUCCUGCCAUGACCUCCUCCUGGGAGAUCAUCACUCACUUACCGAGGGCUGGUUUGGGGUUGUAGGGAGCAAGAAAGCCUUACUCCUACCUCCUGGAUGAAGAUGCAGUGCAGUGCUGUGGAUAAGAUGUCUCAGUCAUUACAGACUCUUCCGUGUGGUUUUCCACCAAACCUCUCCAUCAUUCAGCAAGGAGUGGUACUGCAGGGGAAGCAGAGAGGUGGGGCCAAGAUGAGGGACCUUACCGUGAUGAUGAACUUCUGUCUUCCUUGAGUGCUGUCUCUGCCACUGGGCUCCUCCCCUUGCACGCAGCUCUGUUGUCAAGUCACCAUUAGGUUAACCAGGUCUCAAGGAGGACAAAGGAAUUCAGGGACAGAGAUGCAGCCUACGGGGCACUGGGGGCCCCGGGGAGAGUCAUCCCUCCGCCUAAGAGAAGGCAGCUGCCUUUUCAAAAGUUCACCCUCAACACUGAUCACACUUAGCAACGUACUUAAACAACAUCUGCUUUUAAACAAGCAGCUAUUCCCAAACAUGCCAUGAUUCAUGUAAUUUUGGAGUGGUUACUUCGGUGCAGUUUGUCAAUUUGCUAUGCCAUACUGUUUUCUGAUCAUUUGUUUGUUUUCCAGUGUAAAUAGCACAGCCCACAUAAAUGAGCCAAACUCGCACCAUCUGAGCGUCUUUGAUCAUUCAUCCUUAUUUUACAUCGAUGUGCUUCCCGUGUGAAGAUGAACUUGUUCUUUUUCCCCCACUCUGAGCCAAGAUUUGUGUGUUACUUAUACUCAGUGUUAUCCGUGGGGUUUCCAGCAAAGUCUUACAUGGUUGGUUGACAUUCUGAAAUAUGCUACCAGCCCUUCCUUCCAAAAAGUGCAGAGCAUGGUGGUACAGAGUUUCGCGUUUCUGGGUUUAGAGUUUGCACUUGAAUGUAAGGAGUGGGUAAAUAGAGGCAGAGAAUCAUCAUCUUUUUGAUCACUCCAACUUUCAAACAAAGAGAAAGAUUGAGCUUCUUUUGACCUCAAAUGAUUCUAGAAAGAUCUUAGCCAGCAAGUACUCUCUAGCCAAUCUCUGGACUUCAAAUCAGUCACCACGCGAGCAGGCAAUCCCUGGGCAGGAAACUGGCCUCUGUGCACAGUCUCCCUUUGUGCCAAAGAGCCAGCAGUAGCAUCUGCACUGAAUCGGAGGAGCAGCCCCUGCAGAACCGGGACAGCCAGGCUCCAGUGUGCUCCACAUUCCCCUGCCAUUCUGUUCCACUUUGCUCUGGGGGAGGUUAAACACAAGUUCAGCUGACGAGAAAGCUGCGCACACAAUGGCACCAAGAACAUAGAAUGAUACAGGAGUGAGAGGCGAGAUGCUGGCCAUGGGCUCUUUAAGGCACUAGUGCAGGUCAGCAGAGGGCUUCUUGCCUGAUUCCCAGACAGCACGCCGGCCACAGAUCCACACUCCACGCUUGGAAAAGCACAGCCCACGCCCAGCUGUAAAGGCAACUGAUGAGAAUGGUUAACUCGGUUAUAAUAUGUGUCUGUGUUGGAGCCGAAAUGCUAAAAUAAAUCCUUCCCGGAGCUCCAUUGCAUUUCCCACUUGAUAGAUUCCCUGCUAAAUGUUCUGAGAGUUACUGUGAAUAGAAUCAAGAGAGUAGUUUUGAAUGAAACCAUAAAUCGAAGUCAUAGAUGGAAGAGUCUUGGCUUAAGAGGCAUGUUAGAAACAGGGCCGACCUUGCCCGUGUGGGACAGGUAGGUUUAGAAGCACUUAGAGUGGGAGUGGUUGAAGCAGCUAGUGAGUAGUGAGCGGGGGGAGGGCGGGUCAGUGAAUGUACAGGCGGCUGUGUUCUCUCUCUCUGUGUAGGUUGGAAUCAGAACACACAUGCACCAUAGAUAGUGUAAGUCAAAUGGGCUAAUGUAACAAACAAAGAGAGUUGAUAGGACAUCCCCUGCAGCUGAAAUGACUCUUAGCAAUGUCUUGAAUGUCACAGUAAAAGAUCUGCUGAGUGACGCAUGGCAGGGAUGGAUGCAGAGAGCGUGGGCUCGUAGGAGAUGCUCCUCUAUGGAAGUUGAUUCGUUCUGUCCCAGGUAGUCUCUUGAAAUAGAAUCCCCUGGAGACCUGGAUUUUCGUGCAUAAAUCAAUGCCCAAAUAUUUGCAAAACCAGAUAACAACUUUCUAGAAGCUUCAUUCUUAUGUGGACAUAAAGUCCUCUGAUCACACUAGUUAACUUUUGUUGAAUUUCUGAAAUUCUGCAAUAAAAUUCUUUAGUGUUGAUGUUUAUAGCUUUUGGGUUGGCAAACUGUCAGUUCAUGCUAGUCUGACUGCAUUUGGCAAGUUAUUGCUUCCCGACAGUCCGGGAGAGCUUGGGCCCUGGGAGAGGCAAGGAUACUAUGCAGUCCUAAGUUUGACUUUUUGGCACCAUCACAUAGAUUCCUAACCACUAAAAGUCUAGGAUGGGGGAGCCUUUGAGGACCCCCAUAUAAUUGUUUCAAAUCAUUAUGCAGGAAACUGCAAGGACAAACACCAUUGUACCAACCUCCUGGCCACUGUCCUAUUUCCCAAGAGAACCAUCCCAUCCUUUUCCACUCUGCCGUCAUCCCAAGCCAAAAGGGACAAUUUCAAAGCCAUUGUGAUACCUCAAACCCAACUUCCAACCUUCGGGAGACGAAUUGGAGUAAGAGAGAGGGGUUUUGCUGAAGUCCUAGACUGCUGAAGUCUGUGUAAGGGUGUAGCAGCAAGCCCAUAGCAUUGUUCGGGACAAGGUUUGUGUAGCAGCCGCUGCCAGCAGGAGGAACUCUCUCCCUCUGCUCUAAAGUCUGUUUCAGGAUGGGAACACCACUCUGUAUUGCUUCCCUCUUAUGCAUGUGGAUUUCUAAUGUUAGGUUAUGUGACUGCCUAUAACUUAACGUCUACAAAGCAUAAUGAGUGGGUUUUUUCUCGAUGAGUUUACCGCAAGGAAACAUGAACUCACAUGAAAGUUCUGGAGAGGAGGGAUCCCUUAGGUGCUCUUAGCUCUUGUGCCAUUUCCCACACAAGCAUAACUGCUCUCCCAGGGAAGGCCUUAAAGACGUGGAUGGUUUUGAAAAGUCAGCGGGCAUUACAGAUCCCACGUUUGGCCACACGCUCCUUGAAUUGAACUGCCAUGACUUUCAGACACAUUUUGUUUCAUUUUUUGCUGUUGUUUGCUUUUCGCUUGCAUUUGGGUUGCUUCCUCUGAAGCCAGAAGGGUGAAAUGACCUUAGCAAAACUGGUUCUCACUCAACUGGCCAUAACAUUGUUCCUUAAAGAUGAAUUCUCAACCCAAGAUGACGUGGAACGGCUGGAGGUUCAGUGGACAUUUCAAGAUCUUCGCGUGUUGCACGCGGUGGGAAUACAGGAGAGAGCUGCCCACGGCAUUAGCCGCUCCCAGAAACUUCCGCCAGUCGUGGUGAGAGGGAGAUGUGGGAACUUGUGAAGUUUUGGAGUGAAACUUUGCGAUUUUAGGAAAACGUGACCAGUUUUGAGCUCCAGGUAAUUGUUUACUUAAAAACUAGAGAGCUGGGUUUUUUAAAUUUCUUCUUCUUCUGGUGGCCCUAUUUGGAUCAUUUCUUCCUCUUACCAUCCCUGGAGAAACAAGAUGGCAGGUACCAGAACCCACAACAUGUUGGUUACCCUUCAGUUAAAGUUAUUUAAAUGAAAGGCAGAUCAACAGCAACAAAGCGUCACCCGAACUUGACCUUGUUGAUCAAGUCUGCAUAACUAGUGAUUGAUGUAUGGAUCGACCAGAGAUUCAUGGGACUGAAAAGCAAUUUUCAGUCUCUCUACAUGUGCGAUUGUGUGGGAGUCUCCUCAAACAUGAGUUGGCCCCAGAAAGUGGACCUUGGAGGAAGUAGGAGGCCAUGCUUUGAUUGUAUUUUUAAAGACGUUUACAUUUUUUUUUCAAAAGGAAUAGAUGUUUACUGCAAAACAUUCAGAAAAUACCAAUAACCAAACAGAACGGAAACAUCCGAAACCCUUCAAUUAUUGUUUAAUUCAGUGGAAACUGGUCAUUAAAUCCUGAACUAGCAAGGACAAGUUGCAGGGGUCUCUCCAUGGUUAGCACAGUUGACAAUUCUGGCUCCAGUGAAUGUUGUAGAAAAAGGACGUCCAAUUAGCUUUUGACUGUCUUUGCCAGUUUCACUUGUCACUGACUCAACUCAUUAUUGAUCAUUAGAGUGUCUCUGUCAUUAAGUGGAAAAGGCAGUCGACCAUUUGGAUGUUCUGCUUUCACAUCACCCAGCAUGGGCCAUUGGGCACACCUGGGUGUUAGGGUGGGCUAAAUAGCAUACCCAGAGAAACAUCCAAAUGACGGGCUGGAUUUUUCACGUGGGGCAUCUAUCCAAGAGACGUAGGUCUGAGACACAAGAAGGGUUCAUUUCCAUUUCGACACUCCCAGUGUGUUUGAAUAACACUGAAUCCACCAGGUCGCAUUCCAUAAAUUUAAAGGUGAGGCUGAUUCCUCCUCCUCUUCCCCAGCUCACCCAUGGAACCAGAAAAUUCCCAAACCAGGAACCUGAACCACAGGACAAGGAUUAGUGACAAUGGCCACAAUAGCCUAUUCUCACAGGUUUUAAGUUGAAUGUUUUAGAACUUUAUUUUUUCCCCCUUACUCAUGUAUAGUAAAACUGGUUUAUUUUGAUUUUCCUAAAUUAUUUUCUGAUACAAUAAACUGUUAACUGUUUAUUUAUACUUUUCCACGGAGCACUUGUUAUUUUUCAAUAGAAAAAGCUCUCUGUUUCAGUGUUAUACAUACCACGGCUGUCCUUAUACAUAUUUAUAUAUCAUCUUCUUGAAGGAGUUAAAUUAUCGCGGUUUAUUGUUGUUUUUCUUUAACUGCAUAUCAUAAUCAUGUUAAUAAACAGAAACGACACAAUAUAUUUGGGUAGGGGUGGGGGGCUAGGUGUGAUUUCCAUACAGGUGAACUUUUAUUCCAGAUUUUUUUAAGUUGUUUCUGUAUU